CCCACCGCGCGCCGCCUUCCCCCUCCCCCUCCCCCACCGUGCCGUGCGUGCCCUGCACGUGCUCCCUGCCCCGCUCCUCCUCCGCCCUGCCUCCGGCCGCCGCCACACCGCGUCACGCGGCCUCCGGAACCCAAAGGCGCCGCCUUUCCAUUCGGGCGCGUCCCUGCCUGUAAAGGAAGGUUCUCUGGUGCGUUUGCUCCUUUGCCGGGAGGCGUGGGAGCAUGGACCACGGCGGCGGCGGGGGAGGAGGGGGCGGGGCGCCGUCGAGCAGCAACAGCUCCGGGGCGACCGCCGCUGCUGGCGGCGCGAGCGGUGGCCACCCUUUCUACUACGCCGGCCCGGCGGGGUCCAACUCCGGAGUGCCGCCGCAGCAGCAGCCGUCCCCGUUCGCGGGCGCGCUAGCUAUUACGCCCGUCCCCGAGCAGGCGCAGCCGUCGUCGGCCGCGGGCGCCGACAAGAAGGCUCUCGUGCCGGCGGCGGCCCCCGCGGCGGGGCCCGUGGUGGCGAAGCGGCCGUCCAAGGACCGCCACACCAAGGUGGACGGCCGCGGAAGGCGGAUUCGGAUGCCCGCGCUGUGCGCGGCGCGGGUGUUCCAGCUCACCCGCGAGCUCGGCCACAAGUCCGACGGCGAGACCAUCGAGUGGCUGCUGCAGCAGGCGGAGCCCGCCAUCCUCGCGGCCACAGGCACCGGCACCAUCCCGGCCAACUACUCCUCGCUCAACAUCUCCAUCCGCUCGGGAGCCGCCGCCGCCGCCAACCCCACCCGCGCCGCGCCUUUCCCGGCGCUCGCGCUCCACCCGCACCACCACCAGGCGGCCCCCGCGCCGCACGACAUGUCCGCCAUGAUGGGCUACCACCACCACCUCCUCCCGCCGCAGCAGCAGGACCCCAGCGCAGGCGACGCCUACAUGCGGAAGCGCUACCGGGAGGACCUGUUCAAGGAGGACGACGACCGCCAAGAUCCGAGCGCGCCCAAGGCGCGCGAGCAGCAGGCGGCGACGCCGCCACCGCCGCCGUCCGCCGCAAUGUGGGCUGUGGGGCCCAACGCCGCAGCGCCAUCCGGCGGGUUCUGGAUGCUGCCCGUGUCCGCUAGCUCGGCCGCCGCCGCGCGGCCGGCGGAGCAGCCCAUGUGGUCCUUCAGCGGCGGCGGCGGCGGGACCGCCACCGUGCAGGCGCCUCUGCAGUUCAUGUCCCGGGCCAGCUACCACAGCAGCGCUGGAGGCGGCGGCGGCGGCAUGUCGGAGACCAACAUAGGCAUGCUCGCCGGGCUCAAUGCAUACAACCGCGGCGGAAGCGAGGACCAGCAGCAGCACCAGCAGCCUGAAGGGGACCAGCAGCACGGCGGCGAAGGCGGCGGCAACGAAGAGGAGGGCGGCGACGACAGCGGGGAGGAGAACCAUGGCAACAACAGCUCACAGUAAGCUCCCGCGACAACAUGAUGAUGAGCUCCGAAUCCGCCGCCAUGACCGCAUCUACUCUGGUAGCUAGCAUCCGCAUCCAAUAGGUGUUAGAGCUUAGAAUUUUGCUCUCUUUGCUCGCGGGAGGAUCGCCCUGAGCUGUCACCGGAUUGGGGUUAGGAUGAUUGGCUGGAGGAAACGGUGGCGUCAAUCAUGGAGAUGGAGCGCAAGCUUUUGUGCAAGAAGCAAGGGAAGCAAGCCAAGCCAAGCCAAUGCAAGAGCAAAACUUGUUGCUAGUUCCAUUAGUUUUUUGGAAUCUGUUUCUGUUGAUUUUUUUUUUGGAUUGUUCUAUGAAUGAUUGCGUUGGUGAGACGGGUGUGAUGAUGAUGAGUAGUGGGUCCGAGUUAGGAGGGCCGAGGACACGAGUUUGAGAGGGAUCGAUCUGUAUAUACAGCUGAUCAUCUUGAUUUUUUUUUACCUUUUUGCUGCGUUGUUAAUUCUAGUUCCUCCUCGCGAAUUGCAAGAAUGUUAAUUGUAGUCGUUGGUUUGCUCAUGCAUCGUCACCAUGAAUUGUGACUAGUUUCGUUGUUU
Molecule: messenger RNA, 1988 nt
Organism: Panicum virgatum (switchgrass)
Lineage: Eukaryota; Viridiplantae; Streptophyta; Magnoliopsida; Poales; Poaceae
Product: transcription factor PCF3-like
Exons: 1
Coding region: 222-1421 (399 amino acids)
Cellular component (GO): nucleus
Molecular function (GO): DNA-binding transcription factor activity; sequence-specific DNA binding
Source: RefSeq, a predicted model, not a curated record